AACAGCGACAGUCAAGGCGAAAUGAGGAGCUACUUUUAAUGUGAAUUUCUUAUCUAUAGUGUGUUUACAAAGUAUCCAAGAGUAAAGAUAAUAAAUGAAGCACGUGUUGUACAAUGUAUUCCUGACAAUGUUUGUUUCUUAAUUUUGAAGAAACACAACUACUCCCGUGAUUUCGACUGGAUAUUGCUACAAUGGAAGACUUCUCUGGUUUGGCCCUCCCGCCUCUAUUUGGGGGUCACAUCCUAGAAGCAGAACUAGAGCCAAGCGGUGUGGAGCUGGGACCUGGGGAGGUGGAAUUGGGCCCGGGGGGCAGUGAACUGCUGGAGAGCGCAGCCCCAGAGGACGAAGAGAGAAGAGUUCUUGAUAAGAGGAAAUAUCUGGCGUUGAACAGGCGAUGCAAAGAAAUUGAACAGGUGAAUCACAAGAUCCUCGGCCGCCUUCACCAAGUCCAAAGACUGACACGACGUUUGAAGAAAGAGAGGCGGUUCCUCAUGAAGACCCUGGAUGCUCACGGAGACAACUACAGGAAUGCUCAGCUCACCAUGCUGCUGGAGGAUGAGCCGGGAGUGCCUUUGGACGUCACUGCCGGAGCCAUGGAUGAACGGAUGAAUGGUGUGUCCGGCUCUGCCUCUUCUCUCACUUUUCACCAUUCUUCAGGGCCCAAGAGGAGAAAACACGUGACACCGAAGCAAGAGAAGGACAAAGAUCCACAAAAUGAAGCAGACAUGUCAGCGCUGUCGGACGCGCAGUUUGGAGAAAUGCCCAGCCCAACCUCACUAUCACAUUGACAACUGUAUAUACACAGAAAUUAAUAUCAUAAACCUUAGAAACCACACCAUGUGAACGGAUUCACAGUAAAAUUAGUUAGUGAACAGGUACUGUAUUGUCCCAGACAGAUAUUUUGCGUUGUAUAAUGACAUCCUAUAAUAAUGAUAAUAAGUCAUGUUUUUUUCCCCAACUCUUUUUGCAUUACAUUUCUUUAUAUUGUUAUUUACAGAUUUGUUUCGAUGUUCUGA
This is a messenger RNA of Phycodurus eques (leafy seadragon), 1016 nucleotides long. It is a transcript of the gene tfpt, whose product is annotated as TCF3 (E2A) fusion partner. The transcript has 7 exons. Gene Ontology annotation, cellular component: Ino80 complex. Bases 192 to 788 code for a protein of 198 amino acids. The record is from RefSeq and is a predicted model, not a curated record. Lineage: Eukaryota; Metazoa; Chordata; Actinopteri; Syngnathiformes; Syngnathidae. Gene Ontology annotation, molecular function: DNA binding. Gene Ontology annotation, biological process: apoptotic process; apoptotic signaling pathway; positive regulation of apoptotic process.